AAUGGGAAAAACAUAUUCACUCCUCAGAUACAGCUUUCCCAGCCACUUUGCAUCUAUAUAUUAGUUUUUGCCCUAUCAUCACCAGAUCAAGGAGGAGGGUUAAACAGUUUAAGAUGAGAAAAGUUGAUCUCUGUUUGAGCUCUGAAGGGACGGAAGUGAUUUUAGCUACAUCGAGUGAUGAAAAACACCCCCCUGAAAAUAUAAUUGAUGGGAACCCAGAAACAUUUUGGACCACCACAGGAAUGUUUCCCCAAGAGUUCAUUAUUUGUUUUCACAAACGUGUAAGAAUUGAAAGGCUUGUAAUCCAAAGUUGCUUUGUACGGACCUUGCAAAUUGAAAAGAGCACAUCUAAGGAGCCAGACAGUUUUGAGCAGUGGAUUGAAAGAGAUCUAGUACACACAGAGGGGCAGCUUCAAAAUGAAGAAAUUAUGGCAAAUGAUGGCCAUGCCACUUACUUGAGAUUCAUUAUUACAUCAGCCUUUGAUCAUUUUGCAUCUGUGUAUAGCAUUUCUGCAGAGGGAAUAGCAGUCUCAAAUCUUUCAUAAUAAUUAUAACAAAAUGCUUUUGUAUGUUUCUUAACAAUGUAUUUAUUUUAAAAUAAAGUUGCCACUGAUGUACUUUA
This is a messenger RNA of Myotis lucifugus (little brown bat), 622 nucleotides long. It is a transcript of the gene IFT25, whose product is annotated as heat shock protein family B (small) member 11. The transcript has 7 exons. Gene Ontology annotation, molecular function: damaged DNA binding. Bases 114 to 545 code for a protein of 143 amino acids. Lineage: Eukaryota; Metazoa; Chordata; Mammalia; Chiroptera; Vespertilionidae. Gene Ontology annotation, cellular component: cilium; nucleus; centrosome. Gene Ontology annotation, biological process: intraciliary transport; single strand break repair. The record is from RefSeq and is a predicted model, not a curated record.